AACACCUAUGCUCAGAGGCAGCUCUUGGAAGUGGGUGGUGGUGGGAGAGAGUGUUGGAACAGCUGUACCCAGCACAUCAGGCUGGGGUUUGCUCCACAGUCAGCAGCAUGAGAGAUCAAAUAGACCUGCUGGCCACAGUCACAGUUCUGGGAGUCCUGGAGCAAGCCUAUUUUGCAAUGCAGGUGAUCUACGCCCGUCGCAAGUACAAGAUUUCCCCUCCUGAAACAACAGGUCACCCUGAAUUUGAGCGGACCUUCAGAGCUCAGGCAAACUGCUCAGAGUACUUCCCAAUCUUCAUUUCCCUCCUCUGGGUUGCUGGAAUCUUCUUCCAUCAAGGUGUGACUGCAGCGUGUGGGCUCUUGUACCUCUACACCCGCCUCAGGUACUUCCAGGGCUACGCCGUGGCGGCACAGGGACGGGGAGCCAGUCAUGUGGCACCAUCAGAGAGAGAAUAUUUCCUUGGCUCUGCAUUCCCUGCUGAAGGGAGAUGGAUGCUGGCACUCCUCUGGUCUUCAGAGAUAAUUUCCCUUCUAGAAAGCAAAUGCUUUCCAGCCCCUGCCCCUGCUGAGGAGCUUCACUGCUGGGCUUUGUAGCACUGCCUGCUCUAAAAUGCCUCUGGCUCUGCCUCGUGGAGCACAGAUUGACCCACAUGCUGUCAUCUCUCCUUCUUACUGCUGUAAUGAUCUAUGUUGAAGAAUCAUACCAUGGAUAUGAAAAAUAAAUUCUUGUUCUCACUA
Messenger RNA from Vidua chalybeata, 737 nucleotides. RefSeq names its product leukotriene C4 synthase-like. Gene Ontology annotation, molecular function: glutathione transferase activity; enzyme activator activity; leukotriene-C4 synthase activity. Gene Ontology annotation, cellular component: membrane; endoplasmic reticulum; nuclear envelope. Bases 108 to 593 code for a protein of 161 amino acids. Gene Ontology annotation, biological process: leukotriene biosynthetic process. NCBI's taxonomy places the organism in Eukaryota, Metazoa, Chordata, Aves, Passeriformes, Viduidae. The transcript is spliced from 5 exons. The record is from RefSeq and is a predicted model, not a curated record.